Molecule: messenger RNA, 555 nt
Organism: Lizanozyma spartinae
Lineage: Eukaryota; Fungi; Ascomycota; Pichiomycetes; Serinales; Debaryomycetaceae
Product: chromatin-binding transcription coactivator
Exons: 1
Coding region: 1-555 (184 amino acids)
Biological process (GO): positive regulation of transcription initiation by RNA polymerase II
Cellular component (GO): nucleus; transcription regulator complex
Molecular function (GO): transcription coactivator activity; DNA binding
Source: RefSeq, a predicted model, not a curated record
AUGUCGUAUAAAAAAAACUAUCGUCAGUAUAAUAAGGCCAAUGAACCGCCAGCUGGUGAAUUGGGAUCAACAGAAACAGCAGCUGUUAUUCCAUUGGAUUCAAGAAAACAAGUUACGGUUAGAAAAUAUAACGGUAUGAGUCUAGUUGAUAUUCGGGAAUUCUACGUCGACAAAGGUUCAGGAGAAAAGAAACCAGGUAAAAAGGGGAUAUCUUUAACGAGAGAUGUGUGGAAUUUAUUACUUAGUAAGAAAGAUUUGAUUCAACUGGCACUUGAUGAUCUUGAUGGUACCAAAACUGCUGCUGCUGUUCCCGGUACUACUUCUGUUCCUGCUCCUAAGAAUACACCAGCGCCUAAAGAUAAUGAUGAUAGUGAUUUCAAUGAAGACGAUUUUGAAGAUGUUCUUAAUAAGGAAUUGCUACUGCAAGAAGCUGAAAGCAUAAAGUCUGUGUCCCGUCCAACUGUGGGAUCUAAAAGAGUAAGACUAAACAAUAAUACUGUUGCUCAUUCUACGACUACUGAGCAUGAAACAGAUGUUAGCGAUGCUGACGAAUAA